GAGCGUCAGCGACUGACUAUAGUUUCAGGCAGUACUUCAGGGGUAGGAAUCGAUCGAGGGUACUUGCUGUCGACAUGGCAACCGGAGUAAUUGGAGCGGCGCAGGUAACACAGGGGAGCCGUAAACAUGGACCCGCUGCCGACUACAGGCAUGACGACGACGACGACGAAGCAGCGGAGGACGAACUCAACAGCCUGAAGCGAUGCUACGAUGCCGAGAUGCAGAAGAGGGAUUUAGUGGAGACGGCACUAAUGGACAUCAGAGCAAAAAUCGCCGACUUCGAAGACAAAAUUGAGAAUCCCGAACACCAGGAUUCGGAGUGGAAGGUUCGCUAUGAGAUCCAGGUGGAGAGCAACCAGCAGCUGGAGAGGCAGGCCAUCCUUCUUCAGGAUCGUCUCGAUAAGGUUGCUCGAGGCGAGAACGUUCAGAACGGGGAGCUGGCAAAGCUCGUCAAGCGUUUGGCAAACGACAGAGACGUUAUGAACCGAGUUGCGCGCGACUACGAAUGGAGACUUGAACAGGAGGCAAACGUAAAACCAUCACCACCACCGGCAAAUACAUCGCACUGGCCAGGAUCAGGUAACUUUAACAGAACUGCGAAUCGUACAGGCAUUCAUAAGGCCCUACGAAUCGAGGAAGGUCUCCUGACAGAAUUUGAGGCCACACCAAACGACUCGCACGAGAAUCCAACCCCAAGAUCAGAUCGGCGGAAAGGAUGCUAUAAGAUUUGA
Priapulus caudatus is the source of this 731-nucleotide messenger RNA. Its product is annotated as coiled-coil domain-containing protein 169-like. The record is from RefSeq and is a predicted model, not a curated record. The transcript is spliced from 6 exons. NCBI's taxonomy places the organism in Eukaryota, Metazoa, Priapulida, Priapulimorpha, Priapulimorphida, Priapulidae. Bases 75 to 731 code for a protein of 218 amino acids.